CUGGAGUUCUUCAUCCCAUCACAGCAGUGCUGCGGUCAUUUCGCUUUAGACACCCGAUUGUGCCGAUGGUGGUCGAACUGCUCUGGAACAUUCUAGAGAGUUAUCCCCCCGCCAGGAGUCUCCCAAGUCUGCCAUUUGUUGAAGACGAUGAUGACAGCCGAAGGUCAUCAGGAGGAGGAGAAGAAGAUGAUGGUGGUGGCGAUGGUGAUGACGAAGGGCCACAGGAAAAACCGGUGUUGACGGCACAGCAUCUCAAGGAAGCUGCAUGGAGUGAUCAUCAAGGCCACCACCUACACAGUGAUGGCAUGUCGGGAAAGUACGCAGCAGGUGUGGCUGUGAAGGACGCUGCCCCUAGAAGAAGGCAUAGCACCGGCAAUGUGGACUUUGAGGGCCGAGGCAAAAUAAUGCCACCACAAGGAAAUCAGACUUGUCGAUGGUCGUUCCUGUUUCCUGGAAAACAGUACGCACUUUUGCCGAGCUCGUCUGCGCCAGAAGCAGCAGCUGGAAGCAGUGAGCAUGCUGGGCAGGAGAUAGCUGUUGGUACUAUCGCAUCAGCAUCAGCAUCAGCAUCAGCAGCAGCAGCAGCAGGAGGAGGAGGAGGAGGAGGAGAUGGAGGAAGUAAGAUUGACAGCGCAGAACAAGGUCGUGGAGGUGGGCAAGGUGGGGCACACGGUGGAGGCCCUGGAGGGCUUACAUCGCUGAUGAAGGAUAGAGAUGGAGAGAGUGCCGAUAAUUUGGAGUCUCCAAAGACACCUCGAGAGAUGGAAGGGAACGUAGACACCCAGCUGCGUCGGUCAUUAAGGACAUAUGCUUCAGCAGAGGAUCUCAGUCUUGCUGCCUCUUUGUAUAGACGUAGUAAGAGGAAGAGCUUGGAAGAAGGCAAAGGUUUGGCUAUGGACUACGCAUCGGCAGCAAACGAUGCCGUCUCUUCGGCAGUUGCAGAUGAGAAGAGAAGCUCAGUUGGUAACGUUGACGUCAACAGUGGCACUGUGUUUGCCAUGGGACCGUUGAUGUCAACGGCAGAUCCACCAACAACCACAUCGACAGUCGUUGAUGAGAAGAGAGGCUCAUUUGGUACCGUUGAAGUGAAGAGUGACUCUGUGGUUGCCGUGGGCUCAGGAGGAGUUGGUAGUGAUAUGGUCAGCCUUCCGGAGAGGACAGUAUCUGACAUGGACGAGCUCGGUGUCAUAUCAGAUGGGCUAGGAGAAGAUGACAGCAGCAUGUUCGGGGGCAUGGUGAGCAGGAGGAGCCAAGAAUUCGGUGAUGAUGGGGAGUUCUUCGAAAAUGGAAGCCCUGGUUCUGAAAUGGACCUCGUUUACAAAGACCAAGUUGGUGACAUGCAAGCUGAUGAACCAGGAGCAGGAGGGGAAAAGAAACCUGUGGGAAGUGGCACGAUGGGGGAUGACAGUGAGUCGAGGGCAUCUAGACUGCUAGAUGACAUGAAUUCUUCUAGCAAAGUGAUCAUGAGGAGGGUACACAGGAACAUGCAGUCGGAGCUCAUUGCUGCUCUUGCGGCAUUGCUGGAAUCGUGUUUGCUUGAUGGAUACGGUUUGUCAGACAAAGAGCUGCUGAACAGCAUUCUCAUCAAUAUCAGCUUUCUGAUUCAGGAGAAUGCCAAUUUGGAGUGCUCUGGUGUCGCAGAGCUCAUUGGGAUGGUGCUUGCCACAGCUUGCAGUCCAGAGCUUGUGGAGGUUCAGCUUUUUCGGCCAAAUGCAGAGGUAGACUUUCCCCUAUGCUAUUAUGUGGUGUACCCCUAACUGGACAGUGGACAAGCAUCGGUCCCCAAUAAUCCAUCUUAAUAGGCCACCCAUGC
Chara braunii is the source of this 1813-nucleotide messenger RNA. NCBI's taxonomy places the organism in Eukaryota, Viridiplantae, Streptophyta, Charophyceae, Charales, Characeae. The record is from the annotation of a GenBank genome assembly.